Molecule: messenger RNA, 797 nt
Organism: Radiomyces spectabilis
Lineage: Eukaryota; Fungi; Mucoromycota; Mucoromycetes; Mucorales; Radiomycetaceae
Exons: 2
Source: RefSeq, a predicted model, not a curated record
AUCAUCAUCAUCAUCAUCAUCAUCAUCAUCAUCAUCAUCAUCAUCAUCAUCAUGCUUCUUAUGCUUCUUAUCAUCAUCGUCGUCGUCAUCAUCAUGCUUCUUGUGCUUCUUAUCAUCGUCAUCGUCAUCGUCAUCGUCGUUCUUCUUCUUUUGAUUCUUCACUUUGUGAUCGUCACCACUGUGCUUCUUCUUUUCAUGAUCAUCAUCAUCAUCGUCAGAGUUGUUGGAGUGCGAUGGGGUGGAAGGGGAAGAUUUGCCAUCAGCAAGUUCGAUGAUGGUCUCAGAGGUCAAAGGCAAAUACAACUUGAGUUUCUGGGACUUCUUGACAGGGUAAAACCAGUGAGGCACGGUGAUUUUGAAGUCAUCGCCCUUGUAAGUCUUCUUGGAGGUAUCCUUCAGGGUCACGGUGUUCUUGGUAUGGACGCGAAUGAUACUGGCGGGACGCGAUGUCACGUCCCAGGCGAAACAGUCUUCGUUGCUCACAGCCGAUGUUCCUUGGAGGGUCAAGAAGGUGCGAGUCGAAUGCAAGUUGGCGUUUCUGAAUUCCAUGAUACAGUUCUUGGGAUUGCUAUCCGAGCCAGCGCUCACGGUGGCGGCAGCAAGAGCGAUAAGUGCGAUGCCUUGGCUAAUCAAUUGCAUUGUUCCAGCAAUACAAUGGGUAAGGAGUGUGAUUGAGAAAGGUAAGGUAAAAGUAAAAGAAUGGAAUUGAACAAAUGAAGAUUGCUGAGAACGUACCGAAGCUUGCAACAAACGGUGCCCUAUUUAUUAUGUUUGUGAGGUUUUCUUUUUUUUUUUUU